AUGACUGAAUUGGGAAAUUAUCUGAUAGGUAUUUAUUAUAAAGUGAAUUAUCAUUUAAGGCAAAACUAUAGGUGAAGGAACAUUUGGAAAAGUGUGUCAUGCCAAACAUUAAGUAUUAGGUCAUGAUGUGGCUGUAAAGAUUUUAGAAAAGAAGAGAAUCAAUGAUGAAUUAGAUAUUGAAAGAGUAAAGAGAGAAAUAACUAUAUUGCAAAUGUUGCAUCAUCCAAAUGUGGUGUAGCUCUAUGAAGUUACUUAUGUAAUUAUGAUUAGAUGAUUGAAACUGACACACAUAUUUAUUUAUUUAUGGAAUAUGCAGACGGUGGAGAAUUAUUUGAUUAUAUCGAUUUAAAGAAGAGGUACUCUUGAAGUAAUCUGAUUAGGAUCAAUGAAGUUGAAGCAUGCAAAUUCCUACAUGAAAUUAUUUCAGCAAUCUAAUAUAUUCAUUAAUUAAGAAUAGUACAUAGAGACUUAAAGCCAGAAAAUCUACUUUUAACAGCUUAAAAGAAUAUCCUAGUUGUUGAUUUUGGACUAAGUAACACCUAUGAGGAUACUCUAAAGACUGCUUGUGGAAGUCCAUGUUAUGCUGCUCCUGAAAUGAUAUAAGGCAAACCUUAUUAUGGAUUAUAAACUGAUAUCUGGAGUUGUGGUGUAAUCCUAUAUGCAAUGUUAUGUGGAUAUCUCCCUUUUGAAGAUAAUAAUACAUAAGUUCUUUAUAAGAAAAUUUUGACUGCUGAUUUUCACAUACCUAGAUAUGUUUCAUUAGAUGGCAAAGACCUUAUUAAAAAUAUACUAGCUGUUGAUCCUACUAAAAGGUUUAAUAUUGAAUAAAUCAAAUAGCAUAAGUGGUGGUAACUCUGGAAAUCAGAUGUAUCAAUUUUUAUUUAUUUAGAAUGUCUAAAUGACACCUUUCAAAGCAUCCUUUAAUAAGAUCUCUUGUACACUUUUGCCAAAUAGUAUUUAUAAAUCAUGUGUAAAAAAAAAUAUUGAAAGAAAUAUUUCUGAAGAUGUGAAGACUUGUUGUGACACUGCUCAACAAUCUAUAGAUAUACAAUUUACAGACAAAGAAGAUUUUAUUAAUAAGUCAAUUAUUAAAGAGGAAAUCAAAUAGAAUCCUCAAAUUUAAAAAGUAGAAGAAGAUUUAGAUUAAUAAUUUACUAAUGUUGAAGAUCACUUUGAAUUCUAAUAGUCUAUGCGAUCAUUAACUAGAUAGAAAUCAAGUUAAUCAAUUUAAUCUAUAACCCAUCUUCAUACAUAAAUUGAUUCUCCCUUAAAAUAAUAAAAUUAGGCUGUUAAAACCAAAUAAUCUAUUCCAACUAAAUAAUAAAACUCUCAAAUUAACUAAGUUAUACCAAAAAAACCUGUUUUAACUUAAUAACAACAACAAACUUUAUAAUAAAAGAAAUCAAUUACAAAAACAGUACCUUCAAAAUCUUUGCAUGAACCUCCAAAUUUUGAGAGCAAAUUAGCUAAAUAACCAAAUACACCAAGCGCUAAAUAGUAAAAUAACAAUUCUACAAUCUCACAAAAUCCAUCUAAUAAUUCACAAUAGGUAAGUCAUCAUUUGAAAACUGAAAUCCCAAAAAAGAAUUCUAUACCUCCUGUCAAACUGAGCAUCAUUUAGGAAUAAUUAAAAGAAAAUAAGGAAAAGUCUCAUUCUCUAAAAACUUAGCCUACUUAAACUAAAUAAUAAUAAAUUUAGUAACAAGCAUAAUAAUAAUAAUAAUAAUAAAAAUAAUAGAUUAAUUUAAAUAAACCCUAAAAUUUAUAUAAAACACCAAUUAAAUAAAAUACUCCUUAAAUAAAUUCAACUAAAAGAUCACUUCAUUAAAAAUAAGCAAGUCUGUAAAUGGAAAGAUAAUCCUUUCAUACUUAAUAAUCUAAUGUCGAAGAAAAUUCUAUACUCUAAUUUAAUGAUAAUCCAAAACCAUCUAUUGAAAAUACUAAACUUAUGGUCGAAAAAUUCACUUCCAGACUCAAUAAUGUCAUUAUUCCUUCCUAAUUAAAAUAAACAUAAAAGCAAGGCAUCUAAGAUAUUAAAGGAAUAGAAAAUUAUUAUGGUCCAUACAAUAUUUCUUUCAUUACAACAAAACAUCCUUAAUUAUUUUUGAAAGGAAUCCAAAAAUACCUAGAGGAGAAAUAUUAAUUAAUAUAAAUAUAAGUAAAUAUUAUAUAUUAUAAAUAGAACUUUUAAAAUGGAUUUAUGUUCAAUAUUAAUGGAUUAAAAAUUGAUUUCAAAUUAUUUAGAAUUGAACACUUAGAAAUAUUUUACUGCUAGAUUAAUUGCGAGAACUCUAAAAAUAUCGUUAAUAAUACAGAUUUCAACACAAUUAUCUAUGAUCUGCAAACUAAUUUUAAAUUUUGA
Molecule: messenger RNA, 2362 nt
Organism: Paramecium pentaurelia
Lineage: Eukaryota; Ciliophora; Oligohymenophorea; Peniculida; Parameciidae
Source: the annotation of a GenBank genome assembly